AUGGCGUUAAGGGAUAUUAGACCUCCUUAUGACUUCCUACCCUUAAAACUGUCUCAAGUUGACAAUGUUGUGCGCAGUGUAGCAUCUGCUGAGAUGUUUCUCGAGGCUCUCGCUCGCUUUUUUCCGCCGCAUAUUUGGGGCUUUCAGCGUGGCAUUCCGGAGCCGUGCUUUAAAGUGAAUUGCAAGAAAGAAGGAACAUGCCCUCGAAUCGUGGUUACACAUGCUAAGAGGACAAUGAACAGGAACGUGGUCGGACUACAAAUCGCCGUCUAUCAGGACACACCAUCGGCCCAUCUGGCCAGAUGUUUGGGGCUUCAUACACGAUGGGGUUUGCGUGUGAGACUGCUGGAUCUGCAGGGGCCGGUGUUCCUCCACGAGCCGCCGCAUCGCGUUGAGUUCUCCAACAAUUCCCUCACGACAAUCGAAUGCUCAGGCAGCGGAAGUCCUGCACCAGAGGUUGAAUGGUCACCCGUGUUGCCCCAUCAAGAUUUGGUAUUUCCACUGUCAAAUGGGAGUCUCCUGUUUUAUCCUUUCUCCGCCGAGAAGUACCGUCACGAGAUACACUCAACUGUCUACAGGUGCAAACUGAAGAAUCUGGUCGGCACGAUUAUCAGCCGUGAGGUUCAUGUCAAAGGAGUUGUUAAUCAGAAGUACACGGUCCAGGUGCACGAUGAAUACGUCAUGACGGGAAAUACGGCGGUUCUCAAGUGCCAGGUGCCGAGCUACAUGGCGGACUACGUGAUGGUGACGGCGUGGGUGCAGGACACAGGGAUGCACCUCUAUCCCAACACCGACAUCGGUGGCAAGUACACCGUGCUGCCCAAUGGGGACCUGUACAUCAGCAAUGCCGGACCCAGUGACGGCUUUAAGACUUACACGUGCCGAGUGGUCCAUCGACUGACAGGUGAAAUGCAGGUAUCGGCGUACCCGGGCAGGAUCAUCGUGACCGAGCCCAAGGGAGUCGUGCAGCCGCGGAUUAACGUUGAGAAGCACUCGUCACGCCAUGUGACGCUCAACGGACACAUCACGUUGCCUUGCGUGGCCCAGGGACACCCGGUGCCCACCUACCGCUGGUUCAAGGAGGACAACGAGCAGCUGCUGCCCGUGCAGCUCAGCGACCGCCUCACGAUUCUGGCGGCGGGUCUGCUGAAGGUCCAGAAGGCGCGCCUCGAGGACACCGGCAAGUACCUCUGCUGGGUCAACAACUCCGCCGGCGAGGAGACAAUCCAGGUCAUGCUCACUGUUUCAGCUCCGCUGACGGCCCACCUGCAGCCGCAGGUGCAGACGGUGGAUGUGGACAGGGACGCCCACUUGCAGUGCAUCGUGUCUGGCUUCCCCGUGCAAGACAUCGUGUGGCUGCACGAUGGGAAGCCAAUCCUGCGAGACAAUAGAAUUGAAAUUCACUCUGAGCCACCGCGAAUCAUCAUCAAGCGGGUGCAGAAGGACGACCAGGGAAUGUACCAGUGUCUUGUGACAAAUGAUUGGGAACAAAUUCAGUCGACGGCUGAAUUGAAGUUGGGAGAUGCAUCACCGGAACUUCUUUAUUGGUUCUCGGAACAAACACUCCAGCCAGGACCGACAGUGUCUUUGAAAUGUGUCGCCACUGGGAAUCCCCCGCCGCAGUUUCAAUGGACAUUGGACGGAUUUCCGAUCCCGGACAGCUCACGCUUCCUUGUCGGACAAUAUGUGACCAUUCACGACGACGUGAUAAGUCACGUCAAUAUCUCCAACGUUAAGGACGAGGACGGCGGCGAGUACUCGUGCACGGCUCAGAACAGCAUUGGCAAGGUUUCCCACAGCGCCAAGGUGAACAUUUACGGGCCGCCCUUCAUUCGCGAGAUGCCAAAGAUCACGGGAGUGUCUGGGAAGGAUCUGGUGGUGAAGUGUCCGGUGGCGGGAUAUCCGAUUGACAAGAUCCACUGGGAGAGAGACGGCCAGACGCUGCCCAUCAACCGUCGGCAGCGCGCCUACGCCAACGGGACGCUGAUCAUUGAGCAGCUGCAGCGGCUGGAGGACGCCGGGACGUACACUUGCAUGGCGCAGAGCCGGGAGAAGCAGACGGCGCGGCGGAAUGUGGAGAUUCAGGUGCUGGUGCCGCCCAAGAUAAUGCCCAUUCAGGCCAUGACCAACAUGCUGCGCGAGGGCAUGCGGGCGGCAAUCUCCUGCCAGAUCCUCGAGGGCGAUUUGCCCGUGAGCUUUCGCUGGGAGCGCAACGGGAAGCCCGUGAUUGGGACGGGCAACGAAGUGAUCCGGCGACUGGAUGAGUACUCAGCAAGUCUGGUGGUGGAGCACAUCUCCUCAGAGCACUCCGGCAACUAUUCCUGCAUCGCCAGCAACGUGGCGGGAACGGAGAAGUUCACAGUGCCGCUGACGGUGAAUGUGCCGCCAAAGUGGGUCAUCGAGCCCAAGGACUCCGCCGCUCAGGCCAGCCACGACGUGAUGCUGUUCUGCGAGGCGGACGGCUAUCCCAAGCCCACCAUCACGUGGAAGAAGGCGAUAGGGAGCAGUCCGGGGGAGUACAAGGACUUCCUGUACGAGCCAAACGUCGUGCAGUACGCCAACGGGAGCAUCCACUUCAAGAAGAUCACGAAGGAGAGCCAGGGACACUUCCUGUGCGAGGCGAAGAACGAAAUUGGCUCGGGGGUGAGCAAAGUGAUUUUCCUCAAAGUCAACGUGGCCGCUCACUUCGCCACGAAGAACAAGCAGAUCUUCAUCGCCCGCAGCAAGCAGGUGCACAUUCAGUGCAACGUCCAGGGCGACACGCCAAUCGACCUCAAGUGGCGCAUCCAGAAUUCACAGCAGCACCUCGAUGAGUCCAUCGACGCCAGGUACACGAUCAGGGAGCAGACUCUGGACGAUGGAAUGGUAUCGGAAUUGGGGAUUUCGCACACAUAUCGUCAGGACACAGGCAUGUACAUUUGUCAGGCGAGUAAUGCCUUCGGACAGGACGAAAUGUCCAUCCACUUGAUAGUGCAGGAAGUGCCAGAGCCACCGAAGAAUCUGCGAAUCAACGCCCAGCAAUCACGGAGUCUGCAGCUCUCGUGGAGCACGCCAUUCGCCGGCAACAGUCCAAUUGAGGAGUUCCACGUGCAGUACAAACUCAUUGCGGACACGUGGCAGACGUCGGAGAGGAUCACGGUGAGUGGCUCCCAAACGGUGAUCACGAUCUCCAAUCUGAGGCCCGCGAAGACGUAUCACAUUCGCAUGGCGGCGGAGAACAAGCUGGGCGCGUCGGAUUUCUCGGAGAUUGUCCAGGUGACGACACUGGAGGAGGUGCCUUCGGGGCCGCCGCUGAAUGUGCGCGGCGAGGCCAGGAGCUCGACGGAGGUGUUCGUGUCGUGGGAGGCGCCAGAAGUGGAUCAUCGCAAUGGGAAUCUCCUGGGCUACUACGUGGGCUACCAGAUGGCCUCAAUGCGCACCGAAGUCAAUCCCACGCAAGGCUACAACUUCAAGACGGUGGAAGUGCGAUCGCACUUCGGCGGAGAAACAGCUCUGGUGAACCUCAACAAGUUCACUCAGUAUCACAUCAUCGUGCAGGCCUACACGAGUCAAGGCAGCGGACCGCAGAGCGAAGAGAUCCUGGUCAAUACCCUAGAAGAUGUCCCCACGAGUCCGCCUGAGAGUCCCAAAUGCGACGUUCUGUCCUCCACUUCGAUCUACAUCACGUGGUCGCCGCCGAACAUCGAUGGUCAGAAUGGGAAGAUUAAGGGCUACAAAGUGUCCUACAUUUCAGUGGAGGAUCUGUACGAGAAGGAUCCCCACAUGGUCAAGUCCAACAACCAGUACCUCACUGUGGACAAUCUCAAGAAGUUCACCAACUACACCGUCUGGGUCUUGGCCUACACCAAGAUCGGCGACGGCGUGAAGACCAAGCAAUUCCACUGCCGAACCCACGAGGAUGUCCCAUCAGCGCCGUCAGCCAUUAAGGCCAUCCCAGCAUCCAGCACCAAGAUCAUCGUGUCCUGGCUUCCACCGUUGAAUCCCAACGGAGAAAUUACUGGCUACACAUUCUACAUGUCUGUCUUCGAGGGUGGUCGCGAUGAGGGGACGCACAAGAAGAUCCUGGGACCCUACAUCGAGAUGCACGAGACGCAGAGGCUUCAGGAUGGGGCGACUUACCAAUUCUGGCUCACAGCCUCGACGAAAGUCGGCGAGGGCGAAAAGACCAAAGUCGUGACGGUGCAGCCGAACAACAAAGUUCCCGCCAGGAUUGUGUCCUUCAGCAGGAAGAUCGUCACGCCCUGGAAGCAGGAUCUGGUGCUGCCGUGCAAGAAAGUGGGCCUGCCAGCGCCGGUGACUGUGUGGCGCCAGGACGGACACUCCAUGGAUACGAACUCCAGGAAGUCCAUCGCGAAGAACGGCACCUUGACGAUCCGCGAUUGUCAGCACGCCGAUGGCGGGAACUACACGUGCAGCGUGGAGAAUAAUUGGGGGAAGGACGAGAUUCUCUAUCAUCUGGUGAUCAAGGUUCCGCCAGAUCCGCCCAAUCUCACCGUCGUCAACACGUACACGGACAGUCUGCUGCUGGAGUGGACGGACAACAAGAACGGCGGAAGUCCCAUUCUGGGCUACGUCAUCAACUACAAGCGCGACAAUGGCGAUUGGGAGGAGCUGCAGAUCGACUCGAAGACCAAUUCACACUUGCUGGGUAAUCUGUGGUGCGGCACGCGAUAUCAGCUGUACAUCACGGCGCUGAACAAGAUCGGCACGGGCUUGCCGUGCGACAUCGUGAACUCCUUCACGAAGGGCAACGCGCCGGUGCAGCCCAAGCACAGCCAGAUGAUCACGAACAACUCCACGAGCGUCACGUGCUGGCUGGACUCCUGGGGCGACGGCGGCUGCGGCAUUCUCUACUUCGUCAUCGAGUACCGGCCGUUCGGGCGCUCGCACUGGAACAUGGUGGCGGGUCACGUGGCGCCCACGGAGCGCAUCUACACCGUCAAUGAUCUCUCGCCGACCACCAAGUACCAGCUAAGAGUCACAGCGCACAACAACGCCGGAUCCACGAUGGCAGUUUACAACUUCACCACGCUGACGCCGCAAGGAAUCAUCUAUCCAGGCGACCAUCCACCUUCGGUGUCGCACAAUUUGGGCGAAAGUUCCUUCUAUGCAAACUUCAAAGUGCUCCUGCCCGUGACACUCUCCAUUCUCAUCCUCCUCAGCCUCAUUGCGGCGGUUCUUCUCAUCCGAAAACGAAAAAUGAACGCACAGAAUCGAGUGCCAUCGUCAUCGAUCUCAGAAUCACCCUCGCUGGCCAAUCUGCAGAACAAGGCGAACAGGGAUCAGCAGUACUUGGCCGUGAGGUGCAAUCAGGGCAGCAACAGGAACAGCAAUUCCGCGGAUUCGGGCAGCUUUAAGGCCGAAGGCAACGAAUACAUCGAGGACAUCUGUCCAUAUGCAACGUUCCAGCUCAACAAGCAAACCUACAGCGAAAGUUCGUACAGUGGAAACGUCUACAGCGGUCCGUAUCACUCCGUUCGCGGCUCCUUCGUCUACCACGACGUCAAGACGGAUAGCUAUCACAGCAAGGAGCCUGAGUACACGAAAGUCCGCCGAAAAGGUGGACGCCUGAGGGAUCCACAUUCGGAGAGUCAAGAAUCGGACAAUCCAGGUUCAACAGAUUCCGAAGUGAGGAAAAUCUUAACGCUUCACAUACCAAUUACAGAAUACGACACCUUGGGCUCCGAAUCCGACAACGAAUUGACCUCUCGGGCUGUCAAUCAAAAGAAAUAUCGACCACAGAGAGAUUCCCAGGAUGAGACGUCAUCAUCGUCGGAGAAUUCGCCGUCGAACAUAUCAACCAGGAAGGUGAAGCCACCCUAUGUGGCACGAAAGGGCGCCAAAGCCACGCAGAAUCUGCCAAAGAGACACGUUCGCAGCUCCAGCGGCUACUCGAGUCACAACGAAGAGACGACAUUCAGUAUAUCGAACUAUCCGAAUUACUCAGACGACCACAUAAAUCCACCGCAUCACUUUCUGGAUUCGCCCUCGGCGGCGGGCGGCGACAAGAAGACCGGCCACUCGCCCAGGAUUCGCGCCACGCAGAAGCUUCAGCGGGAGGCUUUUCAGAUUAAUGUGUAAUGAAGGGCAGCGUGCGAAGGCUGGACAGUUAUUGAGAUUAUGAAUUGUUAAGGGCGGAAAAUGCUUUGAGGAAAAUGCGCGCGAUUGAUUAUGACAAAGGGAUGAAGGAAGGAGAAGCACUGUAAUAUACAAUAUGAGGUGUGGAAUAAAAAAGGGUAGAUAGAGAUAUUUUUAGCUCAAGAAUUUGUUGAUUUUAUACGUUUUUACUAAUGAAUAUUUGAGCAUAUAUAUAUUUUGAAAUUAUUCUGUACAUAAAUUUAAAAGAAGAAAGAAAAAAACGUAUUCGAUGCGCUCCUUGACAAAUUAUAUGUAGUUCAAUUUUAUAAAUUGAUUUGACUUCACUUUAGGAGAGAAAAAAAACGUCUAGUGAUGAAACAUUUAUGAUUAUGACAUAUCUUGAAUAGAGUGAAAGGUUGAAAUGAUGAAUUAGAGACAUUAUUUGUGACUAAAAUCGAAUAACAUUCAUUCAUCCUUCAUGUUUCGAGAGCACCUUUUGUUGCGGAAACAGCCAAAAAAAAAUAGACAAGGAAAAGCCACACAACCUGACUGUCUUUCGAUUUUGUAAAGAAAAAAAAAGGGAUAUUUUAGCAGAGCAAGUAAAUUAUUGUAAAAUUUAAGGGCAUUUAUUGCGAGUAUUUAAGCGCGAAGUGGAAGGAUUGUGCCAAGAUUUUCUAUGAGAAAGAGAAGUAUAUAAACUCGUUUUCUUUUCUAAUACUCCACAACUUGACGCUCUUUUUCGCCAAGAGACAACACAAAAAAUAACUUCACCAAAUGAUGAAAAAUAGCCCAAGAUUGUAACAUUUUAGAGAUGACAAUAUAAACUUAACUAAACUAAAUAGUAAUUAUGAGGAUCUUUUUUUUUUGUUACGCCAGGAAGAUUGCAAACACAAACAAUGGAAGGAAACAAAAUAUUACUACAAUUGUAAGGAAAAGAGAGAGAGAGAAGAAUAUAAUAGGAGAAAAAAGUAUAAAAAUAUUCAUAUAUUGAAGAUAUUGAACAAUUUAAAGAAAAUAUAAAUAAAUGUGCUGAAGAAAAGGAGUGAAGGAUUAAUUAGAGUGACAAGAAGCUGAGAAAUUCCCUUUAAAUUCUCUUAUAUGACACAAAUUUAAUCAUUUUAAUCAUUUCUUACUUAAUUUUUCUUUCAAAAAUUGUGCACAGAGAGAAAUUUGAAGAAAAAAAUAGUUUUGAUUUAAGAAAAAUCCUGAAAUUGCUUCAAGAAUAAUUCCUGAGUUGAUAUUUCAGAACUUUUUAGUGUAUUUUUAGGGAAAGAUGAUGAGAAAUAUUAAGAAAAAACCCACAUUUUUGUUAGAUUUAUUUAGAAAAUUCUUCAUAAUUCUUCCUGUCUUGUAAGGAUAAUUUUAGAGAGAAGAAAGUGAAGAGAAAAACCCGGCAAAAUGAUAAUAAAUGUUAAUCGAUGAAGAGAAAAAUCACGUGUUUUUAAUCAAUCACAUUUAUUACAA
Messenger RNA from Phlebotomus argentipes, 7542 nucleotides. Its product is annotated as cell adhesion molecule Dscam2-like. Gene Ontology annotation, biological process: cell adhesion; axon guidance. The record is from RefSeq and is a predicted model, not a curated record. Lineage: Eukaryota; Metazoa; Arthropoda; Insecta; Diptera; Psychodidae. The transcript has 20 exons. The coding region runs from base 1 to 6081 and encodes 2026 amino acids. Gene Ontology annotation, molecular function: protein binding. Gene Ontology annotation, cellular component: plasma membrane.